Molecule: messenger RNA, 2529 nt
Organism: Oldenlandia corymbosa var. corymbosa
Lineage: Eukaryota; Viridiplantae; Streptophyta; Magnoliopsida; Gentianales; Rubiaceae
Source: the annotation of a GenBank genome assembly
AUGGCGACUAGCAAAGAUAGUAGUAGUCACAAUGGUAGCAAAGGAGUUAUGGAUAAUGGAAAAUAUGUAAGGUAUACUCCAGAGCAAGUUGAAGCAUUGGAGAGGCUUUAUCAUGAUUGUCCUAAGCCCAGUUCAGUUCGCCGGCAGCAGCUCAUCCGGGAAUGUCCGAUUCUGUCAAACAUUGAGCCUAAGCAGAUCAAAGUUUGGUUUCAGAAUCGAAGAUGCAGGGAGAAACAGAGGAAAGAGGCUUCACGGCUUCAGACAGUCAAUAGGAAGCUUACGGCUAUGAACAAGCUCCUCAUGGAAGAAAAUGAUAGAUUGCAGAAGCAAGUGACUCACCUUGUGUAUGAAAAUGGCUACUUUCGUCAGACUCAUCCCCGGAAGCCGCUGGCGACUAAAGACACUAGUUGUGAAUCGGUGGUGACGAGUGGUCAACAUCAAUUGACACCUCAGCGUCCUCCAAGGGAUGCUAGUCCUGCGGGACUUUUGUCCAUUGCAGAAGAGACUUUAACAGAGUUUCUAUCGAAGGCCACUGGAACUGCUGUUGAGUGGGUCCAAAUGCCUGGAAUGAAGCCUGGUCCGGAUUCCAUUGGAAUCGUUGCUAUUUCUCAUGGUUGCGCUGGCAUUGCAGCAAGAGCAUGUGGCCUCGUUGGUCUUGAGCCUACAAGGGUUGCAGAAAUCCUUAAGGAUCGACCUUCGUGGUUCCGUGAUUGCCGGGCGGUUGAUGUCGUGAAUGUCCUGCCCACUGCCAAUGGUGGAACCAUUGAACUCCUUUACAUGCAGUUGUAUGCACCAACUACGCUGGCUCCUGCUCGUGACUUUUGGUUGAUCCGCUACACCUCUAUGAUGGACGAUGGUAGCCUAGUGGUCUGUGAAAGAUCACUUAGCAAUACUCAAAAUGGUCCAAGCAUGCCACAAACGAAUAAUUUUGUUAGAGCAGAAAUGCUGCCUAGUGGCUACCUGAUAAGACCUUGUGAAGGUGGAGGAUCAAUCAUCCAUAUUGUUGAUCACCUCAAUUUGGAGGCGUGGAGUGUUCCUGAAGUGUUGCGCCCCCUGUAUGAGUCAUCAGCUGUCCUUGCGCAGAAAAUGACGAUGGCAGCUUUACGCCAUCUAAGGCAGAUAGCACAAGAGGUUUCACAGCCUAAUGUAACUAACUGGGCAAGACGACCAGCAGCUCUUCGAGGACUUAGCCAGAGAUUGAGCAGGGGUUUCAACGAAGCACUGAAUGGGUUUACUGAUGAGGGAUGGUCUUUAAUUGGAAAUGAUGGUAUGGAUGAUGUUACUGUCCUUGUAAACUCGUCGCCUGACAAACUGAUGGCUCUGAGCCUUCCGUUUAUGAAUGGGUUUACACCUGUAUGUAGCGCAGUCUUAUGUGCCAAAGCAUCUAUGCUUUUGCAGAAUGUUCCUCCUGCAAUACUACUUAGGUUUUUAAGGGAACAUAGGUCAGAAUGGGCAGACAAUAGUAUUGAUGCUUAUGCAGCUAGUACCUUUAAAAUUGGCCCCUGCGGUGUUCCGGGAUCACGCAUGGGUAAUCUUGGGGGUCAAAUUAUACUUCCUUUGGCCCAUUCUGCUGAUCAUGAAGAGAUGCUGGAAGUCAUCAAGCUGGAUAAUAUAAGCCAUUCCCCCGAGGAUUUAUUGAUGCCCAGAGAUAUGUUUCUCUUGCAACUUUGCAGUGGAAUGGAUGAAAAUGCUGUUGGCACCUGUGCAGAGCUGAUAUUUGCUCCUAUUGAUGCUUCAUUUGCUGAUGAUGCUCCUCUCCUGCCUUCUGGUUUUCGGAUAAUUCCCCUAGACUCCAGCAAGGAAACCUCAAGUCCAAACCGCACCCUCGAUCUUGCUUCUGCUCUGGAGACUGGGACAGUGGGAAGUAAAACUUUAAAUGAGAUUGCUGGUAACAGUGGCACCACCAGAUCUGUAAUGACAAUUGCAUUUCAAUUUGCAUUUGAGGGUCACAUGCAAGAGAGUGUUGCAUCUAUGGCGAGGCAGUAUGUUCGGAGUGUAAUAUCUUCGGUUCAAAGGGUGGCAUUAGCACUAUCCCCAUCAAACCUGGGACCUCAUGGCAGUCUUCAGUCACCACUUGGUACUCCUGCAGCUCAUACGCUAGCUCGGUGGAUAUGCCAAAGUUACAAGUGUUAUCUUGGUUUGGAGCUUCUGAAACUUGCUGGGGAGGGAAGUGAAUCCAUCCUGAAAACUUUGUGGAAUCACUCAGAUGCUGUUUUGUGCUGCUCUUUGAAGGCAUUGCCCGUCUUCACGUUCGCAAAUCAGGCAGGGCUGGACAUGCUCGAGACAACCUUCAUUGCACUUCAAGACAUAACUUUGGAAAAGAUAUUCGAUGAUCAUGGCAAGAAAAAUCUGUAUGCUGAGUUCCCGCAAAUAAUACAACAGGGUUUUGCUUGUCUUCAAGGUGGGAUAUGUUUAUCAAGCAUGGGGAGGCCUGUUUCGUUCGAGAGAGCAAUAGCUUGGAAAGUUAUGAAUGAAGAAGAUCAAGCUCAUUGUAUCUGCUUUACGUUCUUAAAUUGGUCAUUUGUGUAA